AUGGUAACAAAUGUGACUCUCCUGUUGAUUGUCAUUACGAUGACGUCGGUGGCCUCACAGACGUUUCAGUACUCGCGCGGGUGGACUAACGGCAAACGAGACGGACACAAGCGACCUGAACUGAGCAUUGAUAAAAUACUAAACCCAUGCCAAAUGCAGAAGCUAAAGUAUUUGCUAGAAGGAAAACCUUUGACAGAUCAGCUCUUAGCACCGUGUGAUUAUAUAGAAGACGACACGGAGAAACCCAAGCGGUACAAACUAGACCGUGGACAAGACUCGUUAUAUGACGCCUUUCAA
Molecule: messenger RNA, 297 nt
Organism: Brenthis ino (lesser marbled fritillary)
Lineage: Eukaryota; Metazoa; Arthropoda; Insecta; Lepidoptera; Nymphalidae
Source: the annotation of a GenBank genome assembly